AUGCCCCAUAGGAAUAUCCAUACUACCGGCUUCCCCUCUGGAGAUAAACCUGAUGGUCCCAAUACUUUAGAACGCAAUUUUCCCAGCCAUCCACCUCCCUUCCCACUGAACACAACAAUUGAUCCCAAAUUCAAACCUGCCUCGGGACCCCGUCCGAGCUUAGCAGAGCAAGCCUUGACAGGGAAUGCCAAUGAUAUUUUACGGAAAGUGGACUCCAAUUCAGGUUUCGUAUCACACAGCAAGGAAGACGGGAUAACGCAAACUACAGCCGAUGAUGCAAACUGCCUGCCUAGGAAACGUCAUUGGGGACACCACAUACCACCAGUUGGUGAUAUUGAUAUGGUGGAGGCUUAUAUAGCGCAGAAGGAAUGCCAUGAGCAGCAGAAGCUGAUCGCUAUAGACAGGCACAAGGUGCACAAGUUACGUGCCAUGAUGUGGGAGCAGAGAGAGGAGGAGACGGCUGUGAGGGAUUCUAUCAGAGCACAACUCAGUGCUAUUACAUGCUGCACUUGUCAAUCUACUGCACAGCUCAUUGAAAAGGAUUACGCAGCACUCCGGUCGAUCGCGCUGUAUCAUUUGGAUUUGGAAUAUCAGCUUAAUCAGUCUGAGGAUGAAUUGGAGGAGCUUGAGCAGGAACUCGCUCACUCAGCCGCCCGACUGAGCCGCCUAUUCCACCCGGUAGAUAAUAGAGCACCUCAAGGUGUUAGGACCGAAUUUGGGGUUGCGCGUUCUCGUUCUGAUCCUCGAGGCUUUGACACCCGAUCGGUCCCGCUGACCACAUCUGAGAGGAAGAAUGAUUCACAGCAGAAGCAGCCCCAUCUGUUCGCUUCGCAGGUGCAGGAAUCCAUAUCUGGCGCAGAGAGAGUCCCGGUCUCUCAAACAAGCACGUGUCCAGUAAGUCCAGAUUAUAGGUUCCCGCAAGCUUGGGAUCGGAUACAGGCACAGCCACAUUAUGACAUCGCCGACUUCGAGUCAGACCUUGACGAAAUAGCCCAAAGUGAUCCAGGAUUCGCAAGGGGCACAGCUCACUCCUUGGGCAUUCGCAGCCGUUCUGCAGAUGACAUCCGUUUUGCAGAUAAUCAAGUCAAAGACCCGUUCAAGUUGACGAUUCGUGAAAGGUCCUCCCCGUAUGAUCAGAAUGAUUUCGAUAGCACUGGGCCACCCUUUCAGCGGCGUAAGUUCAUAGACAACUGGAUCCUUCACCAGGUUCGCACCUCAUCGCUGGAAAGUGCACGUCUGAGAUCCCAUCCCGUAUGGGAAACUUUACGUACCCAGGGCUUGACCGAUGAAGACAUCAGUCAAUUGGCUCUUGGAAGCUGGCACUCAAAUGACGCAGGUGCGGUGGUGUCUAGUGGUUCGACGAUCAAACCUUCCAAAAAGCCGGAACAAGCCAGCACUGUUAUAUGGCACGGGACCUGCAGGUCUUUCAACAAUCGAAAGAGAACUAAUUCCAUAGCUUUUGGCACUCGGCCACCUCUCCGUCGCAUGUCUCGCUAUGAUUCCGCCUGGCGGGUAUUUGGCCUUGAAGAUGAAGGCAGUCCGCCAGCAGAGUUGGGCAAGGAGAAUGAGUAAUUGGUAUAUUUCAAUAUCCGUUCGUUUAGAUGGUGUAGCAUAGCACAGAGAUUGGUGGCUAGUCAUGGCCUAUCGUUAGUGACAACAUGCCAGCACUUGGAUAGCUCUCAAAAUGCAUACAUUAUCAG
Molecule: messenger RNA, 1700 nt
Organism: Aspergillus costaricaensis CBS 115574
Lineage: Eukaryota; Fungi; Ascomycota; Eurotiomycetes; Eurotiales; Aspergillaceae
Exons: 1
Coding region: 1-1572 (523 amino acids)
Source: RefSeq, a predicted model, not a curated record